Messenger RNA from Euleptes europaea (tarantolino), 1280 nucleotides. It is a transcript of the gene SLC38A11, whose product is annotated as solute carrier family 38 member 11. Lineage: Eukaryota; Metazoa; Chordata; Lepidosauria; Squamata; Sphaerodactylidae. The record is from RefSeq and is a predicted model, not a curated record. The transcript has 11 exons. Gene Ontology annotation, biological process: amino acid transmembrane transport. Gene Ontology annotation, molecular function: amino acid transmembrane transporter activity. Bases 259 to 1254 code for a protein of 331 amino acids.
GCGCGCGCCGCCCCCCCCGUCGCCUUUGCCCAGCCCUGCGCGCCAGGCCUGCCUUAUUCUUUGAGGGAAGCUGGCUUUCCCUUAGGAAUACUGCUGCUGCUGGGUGUGGCCUACAUCACAGACUAUUCUAUUAUCUUGCUGAUUAAAGGAGGGAACCUAUCUGGUGCAAACAGCUAUCAGUCGCUGGUCAAUAAAACAUAUGGCUUUAUAGGAUACCUGCUUCUUUCAGCUCUCCAGUUUUUAUACCCUUUUAUUGCAAUGAUUAGCUACAACAUUAUAACAGGAGAUACGCUGACAAAAGUUUUUCAGAGAAUUCCUGGUGUUGAUCAAGAGAGUUUACUUAUUAGUCGCCAUGUCAUCAUUGUGUUUGUCACCAUUGUCUUCACUCUUCCUCUUUCUCUUUAUCGGAAUAUAUCAAAACUGGGGAAGGUUUCUUUUCUCUCUUUGGUUUUAACAGUCGUCAUCCUGGUUGUCGGAAUUAUAAGAACAAUUACGUUUAGUUCUCAGAUACCCGAAACAGAAAACGACUGGGUGUUUGCAAAGCCAAAUGCGAUCCAAGCUGUCGGGGUGAUGUCAUUUGCAUUCAUUUGCCACCACAACAGCUUUUUAAUUUACGGCUCUCUGAAAGAACCCACGUUAAGCAACUGGGCUCACGUCACACACGUAUCUGUUUCCUUUGCUGUGUUUGUCAGCCUGGUGUUUGCUAUUUGUGGCUAUGUGACAUUCAGAGGAUAUACUGAAGGAGACAUAUUUGAAAAUUAUUGCAGUGACGAUGACCUUGCUACCUUCGGAAGGUUUUGUUAUGGCAUCACAGUCAUCCUGACUUUCCCGCUAGAAUGUUUUGUUACCAGAGAGGUCAUCUCCAACGUGUUUUUUAAUGGUAAACUCACGACUCUUUGGCAUGCCACCUUGACAAUCGUGGUGGUGGUUGUAGCUACAAGCAUCUCUUUAGCGUAUGACUGCCUGGGAAUUGUUUUGGAGCUGAACGGAGUCCUCAGUGCUACUCCUCUGGUCUUCAUCCUGCCGGCAGCCUGUUACCUGAAGCUGUCUGAGGAGCGAUGGACCCAUCCUGAUAACCUUCUGUCUGGACUGAUCCUUGCUGUGGGCGUGCUGGUGAUGAUCGUUGGCUUUGUGAUGACUGUCCUGUAUCCCCAGGAGUGUGGCCACGGAAAAGAAAUGCCAUACUGCUUACCUGGAAACUAUUCCCUCUACAAUAACACACCUCCAUCUUCUCAGCCAGCUCAUCAACCCUGAAUUUAAACAAAGCCUUCUUAGCAGGG